CUGAUAAGAGAUCAUACUGCAUGCUGCGUUGCGGCAUUCGCUAGUAACCUGGGGAUUUGUUCUAUAACCCGAGCAGAAUUGAGAGGAGCUGUAGAAGGGUUUCAGUUGGCCUUCGAUCGAGGCUAUCAUCGGGUCCAUGUCGAGCUGGAUUCUAAGUGCGCCGUUCAGCUUCUUCACAGCCCGAACAGAGAUCAUAUCAUGUUGCUAUUAUAUAUAUUGAUCGAUUCGAGAAGUUAUUUUCUCGAAACUGGGAAGUCUCGUGUUACCAUAUUUAUAGAGAGGGCAACAAGGGUGCCGACUAUCUUGCUAGUAGAGGGCAUUGCCUCCCGUUGGGUUUUCACCUUGUUCAUGUUUCUGACCCUAGUUUAUACCACUUUCUCAUGUAUGACUGUCAAGGCCUUUCCGAACUUCAUAGUGUUAUGA
This is a messenger RNA of Linum tenue, 423 nucleotides long. The record is from the annotation of a GenBank genome assembly. Lineage: Eukaryota; Viridiplantae; Streptophyta; Magnoliopsida; Malpighiales; Linaceae.